Pleuronectes platessa (European plaice) is the source of this 2529-nucleotide messenger RNA. It is a transcript of the gene strip2, whose product is annotated as striatin interacting protein 2. The coding region runs from base 16 to 2529 and encodes 837 amino acids. Gene Ontology annotation, cellular component: cytosol. Lineage: Eukaryota; Metazoa; Chordata; Actinopteri; Pleuronectiformes; Pleuronectidae. Gene Ontology annotation, biological process: cytoskeleton organization. The record is from RefSeq and is a predicted model, not a curated record. The transcript is spliced from 23 exons.
CAGAGACCCGGAGAGAUGCAGGCGGAGGACAUGGAGGUGCCGAUCAUCCAUAACCUGAACGACACCGGAGACAGACUGAGGCAGAGGGGGAAAGAUGUGUUCAAGGAGCAGCAGAAGGAGUCGGAGAGCUCCAUGGACUCUCCCAACCUGGAGUUCGAGUAUGGAGACACGGACACAGUCACCGCUGAGCUCUCAGAGCUCUACAGUUACACAGAGGAGCCGGAGUUCGCCCUCAACAGAGACUGCUUUGAGGAGGACUUCAGGAGCCAUGGCAGGAGGUGGAUCGAGCUGGCAGUGGAGGAGCAGAGGACGUACGUGAUGAGGCUGCUGGACGCUCUGGAGGUGACGGACAGAGACAAGAGGCUGAAGGUCGCCCGAGCCAUCCUCUACCUGGCCCAGGGAGUGUUUGAUGAGUGCGACACCGAGGUGGACGUGCUCCACUGGUCCAGACACAAUGUCUUUCUGCUCUACGACAUGGGCAUCUUCACAGCACUGCUGGAGCUGCUCAGCAUGGAGAUAGACAACAGCCAGGCGUGCAGCAGUGCUGUGAGGAAACCGGCCAUCUCUCUUGCAGACAGCACAGAGCUCAGAGUGUUACUGAGCAUCAUGUAUUUGAUGGUGGAGACCAUAAGAGUUCAAACAGAGGAUGACAGACCUGAGUGGAUCACAGCCAGAGAGGCCUUCAAGAAUGAGUUGGGUUCACCUCUGUACAACGGAGAACCCUUUGCCCUGCUCCUCUUCACUAUGGUGACCAAGUUCUGCAGCAUGAACGCCCCACACUUCCCCAUGAAGAAAGUCCUCCUGCUGCUCUGGAAGACGAUACUGUUCACCAUGGGGGGCUUCUUGGAGCUCCAGCAGAUGAAGGUGCGGGGCCGGGAGCGUCUCAACCUGCCUCCGCUACCGGAGGACAGCAUCAAGGUGGUCAGGGCGAUGAGAGCGGCCUCGCCCCCGGCCUCAGCCAUGGAGCUCAUCGAGCAGCAGCAGCAGCAGAAGAGGGGCCGCCGCAGCCGCAGGAGUGCCUUUGUUGAUAGCUUGGAAGGAGACAGUCCCUUUCCCAAGAAGCAGCCCCUGGUCAAACAGGACAGCCUGGACACGUACAACGAGCGGGACCCCUUCAAGAACGACGAUGCCCGGGACGAGGAGGAGGACCCUGAGGACACGGACAGCGGCAUCGAGGGCGAGGUGGACCCUCUGGACCGCGAGAUCAUCAUCCAGCCUCCGCCGCCACCGCCUCCUCUGAGACCUCCAACGGAGAGGGUCAACUUCCCCAAGGGCCUCCCCUGGGCCCCUAAAGUCAGGGAGAAAGACAUCGAGCACUUCCUGGAAACCAGUAGAAACAAGUUCAUCGGCUUUACCCUGGGAAAUGACACAGAGACCUUGGUGGGCUUACCCAGACCCAUCCACGAGAGUGUCAAGACUCUGAAACAGCACAAAUAUGUGUCUAUUGCUGAGGUCCAGAUCAAGAGGGAGGACGAGCUGCAACAGUGUCCGAUGACUCUGGGGGAGGAAGAUGUGGAGGAGACUUCAGCAGAGAUCCUGUACCUGGGUAUGCUUCCUAACCUCUCCCAGUAUGUGAUUGCCCUCCUGAAGCUGCUGCUGGCCGCAGCUCCCACCUCCAAAGCCAAAACGGACUCUAUCAACAUCCUGGCUGACGUGCUGCCUGAGGAGAUGCCCAUUAAAGCACUCGAAGGCAUGAAGCUGGGAAUUGACGUGAACCGUCACAAGGAAAUCAUAGUGAAGGCCAUCUCUGCUCUCCUGCUGCUGCUCCUUAAGCACUUAAAACAUAACCAUAUCUAUCAGUUUGAGAUCGUCUCCCAGCACCUGGUGUUCGCCAACUGUAUCCCACUCAUCCUCAAGUUCUUCAACCAGAACAUCAUGUCCUAUAUCAGUGCCAAAAACAGCAUCUGUGUGCUGGACUUUCCUAACUGUGUGGUCCAUGAGAUGCCUGAGCUCACAGCUGAGAGCCUUGAAGCAGGAGACAGCAACCAAUUCUGCUGGAGGAACCUGUUCUCGUGCAUCAACCUGCUGAGGAUCCUGAACAAACUGACCAAGUGGAAACACUCCAGGACCAUGAUGUUGGUGGUGUUCAAGUCGGCCCCUAUCCUGAAGAGAGCUCUGAAGGUGAAACAGGCCAUGAUGCAGCUCUACGUCCUCAAGCUGCUCAAGAUCCAGACCAAGUACCUGGGCCGCCAGUGGAGGAAGAGCAACAUGAAAACCAUGUCAGCCAUUUACCAGAAAGUCCGCCACAGGCUCAAUGACGACUGGGCGUACGGAAACGAUAUCGAUGCACGGCCCUGGGACUUCCAGGCGGAGGAGUGCGCCCUGCGUGAGAGCAUCGAGAAGUUCAACAGCCGCCGCUACGACAAGAACAAGAAUGGCGACUUCAUGCCUGUGGACAACUGCCUGCAGAGCGUGCUGGGCCAGCGCGUGGACCUGCCCGAGGACUUCCACUACAGCUACGAGAUGUGGCUGGAGAGGGAGGUGUUCUCGCAGCCGAUCCAGUGGGAGGGGCUGCUGCAGGAUCCAUGA